UCCGGGCGGGAGGGGGGUCUCGUGGCCUCCUCACUUCUUGUGUUUUGUUUCCGUUUCUGCUCCGCGCGGCGCGAGUCUCAUUUCCGUUUCGAGUUCAAACAACAAGGAGGCGCAGCCGCGGGUGACGGAGGAAGGCCUGGACCGGGGGAAGGGUUUCCCCCCACCUUGGCGCCUCUUCGUCUUCGCAAGCUUUUGCCUUUUUACUCCCCUCGAAUCAUGGGGCGGGAAGGAUCUCUGCGUCCUCUUCGUCUCCUCUUUUGGACAGUGGAAAAAGAGGCCUCGGGAGUCCCGUCGAUAGCCAAGCCCCUUUGGCAGGAGCCUUUUUUUUCUCCACGCAGGGAUAGGUUGAUAUACAUAUGUAUAUAUAUUUUGACAACGUUGUGUUCCGGAGAGGGUAUCUUACAACAGAUUUCAAAAUUAAUUCGGCAGCCUCUUGCCCUCCCUCAAUUUUAAACACGUUCUUGCCAUCUCCGUGUUUGAAACGCUCCACAUCAUGGUAGUCGUCAGUACGGUUUUCUUUCGCCGUUUUCUUAGUCUUGACUUGUCGGCUUAUUUUCAACUUCUAUAGCAGUAGAUUUCUGUCAAAAUCGAUGUAUAAUUAUUUCAGUGAGGAACAAGGGGCGUCUGGUGGAUAGCCAUAGUUGGUAGCAAAAGUUACGUUGUAAGCUAUCUCUUGAAAUAUUUCAACCAUGACUAAAAGAGAAGCAGAAGAACUAAUAGAAAUAGAAAUAGAUGGAACCGAAAAACAAGAAUGCACUGAAGAAAGCAUUGUUGAACAGACUUACACUGCUGCAGAAUUUGUAAGUCAGGCUAUUGAUAUCAAUGAACCAGUUGGAAACCUAAAGAAACUACUGGAACCAAGACUUCAAUGUUCCUUAGAAGCCCAUGAAAUCUGUCUGCAAGAUAUACAGCUGGAUCCAGACCGUAGUCUGUUUGAUCAAGGUGUCAAAACAGAUGGAACUGUGCAGCUUAGUGUCCAAGUAAUAUCGAGGCAAGGAAUGGACCCAAAGUUAAAUAUCCUUGAAAUUGUAAAACCGGUUGAAACAGUUGAGGUAGUGAUUGAUCCAGAUGCCCAUCAUACUGAAACUGAAGCACACCUUGUUGAAGAAACUCAAGUAAUAACAUUAGAUGGAACUAAACAUAUUACCACCAUAUCUGAUGAAACAUCAGAACAAGUAACUCGAUGGGCUGCAGCAUUAGAAGGGUACCGUAAAGAACAAGAACGCUUAGGAAUACCCUAUGAUCCAGUUCAGUGGUCAACGGAUCAGGUACUGCAUUGGGUUGUAUGGGUAAUGAAGGAAUUCAGCAUGACUGACAUCGACCUCAAUACUCUUAGUAUUCCUGGAAGAGAACUGUGUAGCCUCAGCCAAGAAGAUUUCUUCCAAAGAGUCCCUCGGGGAGAAAUUCUAUGGAGCCAUCUGGAACUUCUUCGAAAAUAUGUACUAGCUAGCCAGGAACACUCUGGAGAAAUAGCAACAGUUACUAUUGAUCAACCUGUGCAAAUUAUUCCAGCUUCAGUUCAGCCUUCUACUCCAACCACCAUUAAAGUAAUUAAUAGUGCAAAGGCCACAAAAGUACAAAGAGCUCCAAGGAUUUCAGGGGAAGAUAGAAGUUCACCGGGUAACAGAACAGGAAACAAUGGUCAGAUCCAGUUAUGGCAAUUCUUGCUUGAGCUUCUGACUGAUAAAGAUGCCCGAGAUUGCAUUUCAUGGGUUGGUGACGAAGGAGAGUUUAAACUAAAUCAACCAGAACUAGUUGCCCAAAAGUGGGGACAACGUAAAAAUAAGCCUACAAUGAAUUAUGAAAAACUCAGCCGUGCUUUACGGUAUUACUAUGAUGGUGAUAUGAUCUGCAAAGUACAAGGCAAAAGGUUUGUAUACAAGUUUGUGUGUGACUUGAAGACUCUCAUUGGGUACAGUGCAGCUGAACUGAAUCGGUUGGUGACGGAAUGUGAACAAAAGAAACUGGCAAAGAUGCAACUGCAUGGGAUUACACAACCAGUCACCGCAGUUGCAUUGGCUACAGCAUCUCUGCAAACAGAAAAAGAGAACUGAGGACUAGGACCUAAAAGCUUGACAACAUUCUUUUACACUUAGCAGUUUCUGGUUUAAAAUUAGAACUGCAUCUAUUAAUUGGCAAUUCAAUAUGAUGCAUGAAUUUCUACAAGCAACACUCAUAAAUUAGGGUCUUUUUGACUUAAAGAUGUGUUUCAUGAAUGUUAAGGGCAUUCCAGAGGUUCUAUAAUAUGAAGAUGUACAGGUUGUAGCAAAGAGUUUGGGAAUUAUAAGGAAAUUGAAGAUCUGUUGGUAUUAUGUUGUGCUACAUUGCUUAUUUUUUUCAGCUUAAAGUGAAGCAUUCACAUAUAGAACAGGUUUUUUUAAAGAAUUUGGUCUCUGCACUUCUUCAGAUGCUAUAUUAAUAUUUCUAAAAUUAGAACAGUUUCUAUUAGCUAUCUUUAUAACUUUAAGCACGACAGGCUGUAAGAAAAACAUUGAUAUAAAAGUGAUUUCUUUGCCCCAUUGCAAGAAAAAAAGUUACUGCUGAAAACAGAAAUCCAGAUGUAACGCCAAUAAGCCAAUUAUGAGUAUUUUGAUAUCUGUAGAUAAAUAUGUGUGUUUGAGGGGGAAAUGCUUAACUAUCUUGAGAAACUUUGUUAAGCUUAGUGUUUGGCACCAAAAGGAUUUCCAGAUUUUUAGUGUAGGAAUUAAAAACUUGAAAUUUGUCUCUCAUCCAAAGAAAAAAAAUUGCUUUGUUUAAUCUACACUGCAGAGUAUAUCAGCUGUUUCUGCUUUUAUACUUGCACUGUAAUUGUUUUUCAACUGAAGACUUAAGUUAAUCACAGAAAGAAACCCCUUGUUGAGUAACAGAAUUAAAGAAUGGAUUGAUUUCCCUAAGUUAUAUAAGUGGCUGUGUUAAAAAUAAAAUAAAAAAAUACUUUCUUUAAAUUACUUGGUUUCCAAGCUUUGUUUUAAUGCUUUGGAAAUUAAAAAAUAUUGAAAAAAUAAUAGUCCUGUAAAUUUAAAAUAUUUUUAAAAAUUAUACCCUGUUGAAAUCCAGAAAUGCUGAUAAUAGUGCACUGUUUGCACCUGUGUUUUACUUUUUUUUUUUACUUAUAAAAUCUGGGAAACACUUUCAUGGGUAUAUUUAUUACUCUUGGUUUGUUUGGUAUAAAUAUUAUGAAUUAAGGCCAUUAAAAGUUAUGGUUCACUUAAUCAAAAAUGUAGCCAAGUUGAAUAUCCUUUAUCAACAAUUCACUUAAUUGAAUAUCAUACUUCCAUAAGAAGCAAUGAUCAUACAAUAUGGCUUAGUUCUAUGGACUCUAGUCUUAGAGAUGCUGUUACUUUAACAGCUAAGGUAUACUUCAUGGUUUUAUUUACUCAUUUUCAAGUUACUGAAAAAUAUAUACAGGAAUAUAUUGUAGUGUUUAAGGAUCAUUUUCGGCAAAGAAAGCAUAUAAUCUUGUGGCCAGUCACUCUGAUGUGUAGUGAAUACAAAAUAGUUUAAAUUCUAUUAAUAUUUUGGUUUUUUUCAUUUUCUUUCACAAUCUGUACAAUAAUUUAAAGAAUUAUUCAUUUGAAAUAUCAAGAAUUCAUACUUUGUUUUAAUAAGAACAAAAAAUGACUCUGUGCCAAUAUAAACUUUAGAAUUGUUAUUGCAUAACAAGCAACUCAGAUUACUCAUUCAUAUUUAUAAAUCUGUCCAUUUUGAGUCAAAUUACUCUGAUCACAAGUUAAUACUAUUAUAUUCUCUCAGCUAUGCAUAUUCUAAGCCAUAGUAAGGAAAAUGGCACAUGGCCUCUCUUUUAUAUACAUUUUUCCAGAAUUUUAAAUUUUCAUUGUAUUUCUUUUAGAAGUUUGCUGCACUUGUUACAUUUGUUCCAGUUUAUAGUGCUGAUGUAUGUUAAGCCUUGCUUAUAACAGAACCACAGAAAUGAUAAAAUAAGCUAGAAAUAUUUUGUUGUAUUUCUUGUGAGGGACAAUCUGUGACUAAUUUGAGGUCUUCAGUACUAGGAUAUGGAAUAUUAUAUGUGAAAUUGCAUUGUGUGGCUGUCAGAAGAAUAAUAUAGCUCGUAUAUUCCCAAAUUUUUGUAAAAUAGAGGGUUUGCAUACAUUUUUACUCUUCAAGGACAUGUGCUCUAAAAUUAUGUAUUUCCUUUUGUGUUGAAUGUUUUGGUAAUUUUACAUGAAACAAUUAUUUUCUAUUUUUACGCUAAAAUAUUUGUGCAUAAAAUUGUCAAUAUAGUAAAAGUAAAAAAAUAAAAUUUUACACAGC
Messenger RNA from Pseudonaja textilis, 4272 nucleotides. RefSeq names its product GA binding protein transcription factor subunit alpha (gene GABPA). Lineage: Eukaryota; Metazoa; Chordata; Lepidosauria; Squamata; Elapidae. The record is from RefSeq and is a predicted model, not a curated record. Gene Ontology annotation, cellular component: nucleus. Gene Ontology annotation, molecular function: DNA-binding transcription factor activity, RNA polymerase II-specific; sequence-specific DNA binding. Gene Ontology annotation, biological process: regulation of transcription by RNA polymerase II; cell differentiation.